GAAGGGCGGGAAUGAAUGGUGCCAGGUGUGUCGUGGCCCCGCGGAGUAAACACGCCACGUCUCUCCUCGCGGCUCACUCCGUCCCUCGCCGCCGCCGCGUGCCGUGCUGCCGUUCUCCUGAAGGUCCUCCGGCAGGUGCUGACGCUAAGAGCCACGUGGGUGGACGCGUCUCGAAUGACUCCGGGCUGCGGCGCUCUCUGGGGGAGCUCCCGAGUGCAUGGUUCCCACACUUCUGCUCCUCCCCCUGCCCCGGGACACAUUCCCACACUCGUGCGUCACAGACCGUGCAUUCCUCCCAUGAGCGGGGCCCGUGCCGGAGGAGCUGCUCGUCCCGGUGGAGCCGAGGAGCGCCCACGCAUGUGAUCCUUUGGCACCGGCCGUCACGUGCAGCAAGACUCGUGUUUCCAGCGCGGCGAGGUCCUGGAGGCGCAUCCCGCUGAACGCCUUCCAUGAGCGGCGACGUGGAGGGCAGUCUGGGCACUGUGUAGGGCGGCACAAUACUCGCGAUGCUGACCCAACUGGAGCUCCUGGGCGCCGCGGGAGGCCUUGGGGUGGACGAGGACAGCAGCAUGUCGGGCUCUCCGCUGGACGGCCUGGCGGAGUACCCAAUGGAGCAGACCGAGUUCCAGUACUUCGAGACCAGCUUGGGCAGUGACUCUUACUACGACGGGACGCAGCACCAGGACCUGCAACAGAGCCUGGCCGACGCGCCCGACCUCACCAGCCCCUCCAUGUGCGACAUCCCCGCGGGCGACGAAAACAUCCUCAUCUACGACCAGGAGAACAUUCCGAGCUUCACCGCCGAGGACUUGAAGUUCACCGAAGACAUCAAGCCUUACGAAGAUGGACUACAGCCCGGCGUCAACGAGCUCAAGUUCGAGGAUGACAUGCAGAGCUACGAGACCUUUGCGGAGGACCUCUACGACAGCGGCUUGGGUGACCACACGGGGACUGACGACGACUUUGGCUUCGGUAACUUGUAUGAGACACUGGACCCCGAGCACCACAUCCCCAGCCCUGAGGAGCCGACAACCAACGUCUGGAGCGAGGCGUCUGUCACCAGCACCAAGGGGAAGAUUGGACCCCUGCAGCGGCGUGCCCUCGACUCCAUCUUCCGGGUGACAGAGAAGCCGUCCCGUGGGCUGGUGCUGCACAUCGCCUCAGAGCUCGGCCUCCACCACCUCGCUGUGAAGAACUUUUUCUCCAACGGGCGGCGGCGGCUGAGGCGAGCGGCGGCCAGGCUCAAUGACCCAGAGAGAACCAAACGGGAGAACGAACGGCGGAAGGAGAAGCGACGAUUGGCAGCUCAGGCAUCUGCAGCCAAUGGCGGUGGGGAAGGCAAGGGUGGGCCAGGGUCCUCCGGAGGCUCAAAGACCUCGUCGCCUCGGUCUUUACCGGCAGACUCUCCGCCGCCACGGGAGGCACCCAUUGUGUCGCCAGAGAGGAAGGCCCUGAUGGAGAAGCUGGCAGACAAAGUGCAGCGGAGCGUGGCGCAGCGUUCUCUGGCAGCAGACCUGGAGUAUGCAUCUUCCAGAACUACCCAGCAGCCUGCCCAUGCCCCUCACCCCACUCAGACCCAGCACACCGUCCUGCCCCACACCCACCCGCCCACCCAGCCACUGCUGCUACAGUCCACACAGAACACCAUCACUCAGAAUGACAUCCUCUCGCAGGCGUCCCACGACCUGUUGUCUCAAGCCCCACCCGACCUCCUGACGCAGUCCCCACAUGACCUGCUGGUUCAGUCCCCUCACGACUUUCUGGGUCCGUCCCCGGCAUCCUCGUCCCUGCUCCAGCCCCCCACCGACCCGUGGGAUCUCCUUUAACACAAUGUUUCAGUGCCUCACUCACCAGAAAGUAUUGACAGUCUUUACGUCACAAACUCGCACAAAUAGUUUGGUCUGGGUCCUGCUACGUGUGUACGUCGUGCUCUCCGCCUUCCAGCGCUAAUGACAGCAAGGCCCAGAGGAUGUGUUCCUCAGCAGCCACCAUGCCAUUACUAUGUAGGUGUUGUUCCUUGAUGAGAAUGUGUCUUUGAAACCUGUACUUUACUAAUAGUUUCACGAUUGAACAAAGGGGUGACUUCCUGGGGAAUCUUCACCCAUAGCCGCCUAGCUCCUUAGUUCCCAUGUAAAAACCUUAACCAAGAAUAGUGUUGCUCCACUUGUCUGUGUGUUGCUUCAGUACUUGCUCAAAGUGCCUUAUGAAAAAGCAGUCUUCCAAGUGUUGCCUUCUUUAGGGACGGAAAAAUUGAUGCAUAUCAACAUUUGCUUUAGAAUGGUAGUCUAGAAAUAAUUCAUUGCCAGCAGGAAAUAAUGCUCUGCAUGUGAAACAUUACAUUUUUCCAUGAGAAAGAUACAUUUGAUGCAUGCUUCAACACCAAUUCAAAUCCAGAUGAAACUUUGUAGUUUAUAGAUUGUGGAGUUGGUUCAGUAUUCACAUAAUAUAAUUAAAUUUUCUUUUGUGUAAGAAGUAUUGUUCUGAAUGAGUGUGAGUCAACACUGUCUGUCUUUGCAUCUUACUUUUCUUUGGAUAUUUAUGCACAUUUUAAAUACUAACAAUUGUAAUGUCUCCUUAACUCUCAAAAUCUUUCAAAAUCUAGUUGGAGCAUGUUCUCUGUAGCUACUAUUACGUGCCUUAAAACUGUAGUGGCAGGAGGUCUUCCAGUGUGUGGCAAGACAAUGUUCCCAUGAGUGUCUCAGCAUCCACCAUCUUCAGGGCCUGUCAUAGUGUGUGUGUGUUUCCAAAAGAAAAGUGUCCUAUAUAUGUUACUUGACACAAAUUUAACAUUUGUCAACUAUCCAGGAUUUGACAUGUUAAAGUUAUUUUUCUUAUUCAUGAAGCUGACCUUAAUGGGUGAAUAUUCCCUUUACAACUGAAAAUUGUGCCUUACUAUGCUAUCAGAAACUCCCCCUCCCUGGAAACACUCACUGGCUCUUGGUGUGUCCCCACCUGGCUGGGUGCAGCACUGCCACGCUGCUGCUGAUCCUGCCUAAUGAUUCAAGGACUCAGGUGAUAUUAUACAGCUAGUCAGUCUUGUACACAAAUAAUAAUAACAAUCAUUAUUAUAAUAAUAAUGAUGAUAUUAAUAAUGAGGAGACAUGCAUCCCACUGCCUUAAUCAGAUGUCAUGUUUCUGAGCAAAACAAUAGGAUGAGAUUUUAAAAAAACAUCUUAUGUAAUAUUACAUCCCUCCAUGAUGAAUGUAAUAUGACUACAUCUGUUCAAACUGUAGAUAUACUGUGCAUGAAAAUGCUUGAGAAUGAAGCAAUAAAUAUAGAAUAAUUCA
Eriocheir sinensis (Chinese mitten crab) is the source of this 3288-nucleotide messenger RNA. RefSeq lists its product as uncharacterized. Bases 507 to 1826 code for a protein of 439 amino acids. The transcript has 3 exons. The record is from RefSeq and is a predicted model, not a curated record. Lineage: Eukaryota; Metazoa; Arthropoda; Malacostraca; Decapoda; Varunidae. Gene Ontology annotation, molecular function: DNA binding.